AUGCCUCACACCCGGCACAUUAGCUCUGUACUGGCCCGUAACUUCAAGGAAGGUCCAGUCGUCCAAGACAUUCGAAGAAUCGUCAACAUGUGUCAUCGUCGUUGCGAUGGAGGCGUCACUGGACAUGUACGCGAGAACACCGUACUCACUGGUCACGACAACCGGCCGAGGCAGAGCAGCGACGGGGCUCGACCUUCUCCCCAGCUGCAAGUCAUUGCCUUCACAAGUCGGAAACCUAUAUGGACUGUACAUACUAUCGUAAGUAGGUUCGACACGAUUAGCACGAUGAAACUGCGAGGCUGCUCAGUGGAGCUCCAUAGGAGGAGUGGAGCCAAUGGUCGUCAUUCGAGUGGGCUCCCGAAGGAACUGAUAUGCCCCGCACUCCGCCUCUCAGAGGCGGCCUCUGGCCGAUCUAACGCAGCUCUCAAAAAUUGUCAGACGAAAUUAUCGAGAAUUACCACGAGUAGCAAUGCUGAACAGUUGAGGGAGAAAUAA
Molecule: messenger RNA, 495 nt
Organism: Perkinsus marinus ATCC 50983
Lineage: Eukaryota; Perkinsozoa; Perkinsida; Perkinsidae
Exons: 1
Coding region: 1-495 (164 amino acids)
Source: RefSeq, a predicted model, not a curated record